AUGACAUCUACACAGCCAGAGGUUCCAGCUCUAGAACCAUCAGCUCUUACGAAUCUCAUUGAUUCCGCUUCCGCAUCGGGCAACCCUCUCUCCGCAACCACAAUCCAAGUCUUGCACAAUCUUCAACAUCAACAUCUAUGGACAUCUCUCCAAAUACACGACACUGAUGCCUCACAAACUGCUACAGACCAAGCUACCGGGAUCUCAAAAGACAUGUCCGGUGCUCCGACCUUGAUCUCGGGUAUUCCCCCGCAUCGGGUCUACACGCACCCCGACCAGCAGCUCUACAUGCUUGGCAAGGGUAUUCACGAAGAUGAUCUUCGGCCCGAGCGGCUUUUCGUGAUCCCCACCGCACAAGGCCAGACCUGGAGCUUGCGGCGUAUGGCGUCUGCGUUUGAUGCAAUGGCAGAGCUUCAGAUUGUCGAGGAUGGGGAAGGGCGUGCGGCUCCGGAGGUGGAUGCCGAAAAGGCGCAAAAGCUGGAUGAAUAUUAUAAGAAAAGAGAAGAAACACUCGUUACAAAAGAAUGGGGCGCCCAGCGCUUGUUGCUAGCAAUGGUGGAUAAAGGCAUGGGUGGAGAUGGUACUGUGGUGUACUAUGUUGUACAGGAGGGCGAGGUGAAGCCUAGGCAGAACUAA
Messenger RNA from Penicillium pulvis, 636 nucleotides. RefSeq lists its product as uncharacterized. Gene Ontology annotation, biological process: tRNA-type intron splice site recognition and cleavage; tRNA splicing, via endonucleolytic cleavage and ligation. Gene Ontology annotation, molecular function: nucleic acid binding. Lineage: Eukaryota; Fungi; Ascomycota; Eurotiomycetes; Eurotiales; Aspergillaceae. The transcript has a single exon. The record is from RefSeq and is a predicted model, not a curated record. Gene Ontology annotation, cellular component: tRNA-intron endonuclease complex. The coding region runs from base 1 to 636 and encodes 211 amino acids.